UCGUCGUCGCUCAAACCUACGGAAUGAACUGGAUAUUGACGUUCUAUCCAUGAAAUCGACAGGAAUCAGCAGUUCGCUCGCUUCUCGCGUUCCCAGCCAGCCAAACACGUACCACCGGAAAUGACGAUCCUCUGCGCGGUAACGUGUCUGCUCCAGUUCGUGGGGCUAGUGGCAUUAACCGGCGUUCUAGUCUGCCUCGUUGCCGUGUUGCGAUUGGUGGAACUGGCCAUCACCCUGAUCAAUCCUUUCACCGUUUUUAUGCUUCACCAAUCGGGCAAGAUAAUCAUUUUUGGGCUGAGGAAGAGUAAAAAGCUGACAUCCAACGCUUACCAUAAGAUGCGCAUGGAUCGUGGACGUGCACCUGUCUUAGAAUUAGAGAUAGGUAUACGUCAACCGGAAGUGUUUUACAACAGAAACGUGAUGUCAGGCUUGAUGGAAGAAACGUUCCCUCGCGAGGGUGAUAAUUACAAGGCCGUACAAAUGUCAGAAGUGGCUAGCGUCGAUCAGGAUGACGAGGAGCAGGACGAGCAAGAGAUAGAAGUUCACAGUCCCUACGAGAUGGAAGUCGAGAAGGUUGACGAGGACCGAGAAAUCGAAGAGGCUGAUGAUGAUCGUGAAACUGGAAAAUCUGCUUCCGAAGAAAUUGGAUAGACCAGCGACAAGGAAGCAAACGAAACGCUUGAAGAGUCCAUGGGAGAAUAAAUCGCUGAAGUGAAUAACGACCAUGGUGUUUAAUGAAAAUCGUCUGUUUUGAAAUAUAUACAUGUCUUUUCGACGAA
This is a messenger RNA of Bombus impatiens (common eastern bumble bee), 779 nucleotides long. RefSeq lists its product as uncharacterized. Bases 121 to 651 code for a protein of 176 amino acids. The record is from RefSeq and is a predicted model, not a curated record. NCBI's taxonomy places the organism in Eukaryota, Metazoa, Arthropoda, Insecta, Hymenoptera, Apidae. The transcript has 3 exons.